AUGCGUGAGCACCCCAGUCGCAGUCGCCAUUUGGUCGCGCUUUUCCGACCAGCCGAACCGCCGAGCGUAACAGCUUUUAUCUCCGGACGAGGGCAGUCGACAGCGUGGUUUCCGGGUGUGUGUGAGUCGUCAUUUUUCCGCCAUCCUCCUCCUUCUUAUUCUUUUGCUGUCGAUGCUCAGGGUCCGACUCGACUGUCCGGCGUCGUUCCGACCACCCCUUCGCCAUCAUUUGCCCAACAGAAGUGUGGCCGCCGCCACUCCAAGUAA
Molecule: messenger RNA, 267 nt
Organism: Lactuca virosa
Lineage: Eukaryota; Viridiplantae; Streptophyta; Magnoliopsida; Asterales; Asteraceae
Source: the annotation of a GenBank genome assembly